Hordeum vulgare subsp. vulgare (domesticated barley) is the source of this 1704-nucleotide messenger RNA. RefSeq names its product peroxidase 56-like. The record is from RefSeq and is a predicted model, not a curated record. Gene Ontology annotation, molecular function: peroxidase activity; heme binding. Gene Ontology annotation, biological process: hydrogen peroxide catabolic process; response to oxidative stress. Bases 433 to 1440 code for a protein of 335 amino acids. Lineage: Eukaryota; Viridiplantae; Streptophyta; Magnoliopsida; Poales; Poaceae. The transcript is spliced from 3 exons. Gene Ontology annotation, cellular component: plasmodesma; plant-type cell wall.
GUCCAGUCCAGUCUCAUGUGCCGCGUGAAACGAGGGGGAUUUUUGUUCCGUUCUGCUUGCAUAUUCCCCGCCUUUGCGCGUAGCCUCCACCACCCCGUUCCCAUUCCCGUUCCCAGCCAGCCAGCCAGCCAGACAGCCAUUGUCUGCCUCAGUUUUUAACUAACUUGCGAAUUCCGAGCUUCUCGACAGCGAUCUUCAACCUACCCGUGCCUCUCCAACUCUUUCUUUUUCCUCGCCAUUCCGGGUGUUUUCAAUUCAUGCGCGGGCGGUCGACGCCGGCCAGCAAAUUUAAUCUUCUUCCCCUACCGCGAGUUCCCUGCUGACCCCGAAACCGAGAUAGUUUCAACGUUUCUUGGCCUUGGGCUGCUUCCCCUCGCCACGACCAAGCAACCUCGUCCACGACCUGCGGCUCUUCUCCUCCGGUCCGGCCGGAUGGCAUUGGACGUGCUCCUCAGGCUGCUGGUCCUCGCGGCCGUCGUGAGCGCCAUGCUGGUGCCGGGCCACGCAGAUCCCGCCGGCGCCGGGCUCGCCGUCGGGUUCUACGACAAGACUUGCCCGGCCGCGGAGGAGCUGGUGCUCGAGGAGAUGCGGCACAUCGUCCACGAGGACAGGACCCUCGGCCCGGCGCUGCUCCGGCUUCUCUUCCACGACUGCUUCGUCAGGGGGUGCGACGGGUCGAUCAUGCUGAAAUCGAGGAGCAAGAAGGGGGAGAGAGACGCCAUGCCGAUGAGCUACAGCCUCCGCGGCUUCGACGAGGUCGAGAGGAUCAAGGCCAAGCUGGAGGACGAGUGCCCGCUCACCGUGUCGUGCGCAGACAUCAUCAUCAUGGCCGCGCGGGACGCCGUGUACCUGACCAACGGGCCACGGUUCCCGGUGGAGACCGGACGCCGGGACGGCAAGGUGUCGACAUGCUACGACGCCGAGAACGACCUGGCGCCGCCGAACGCCAACAUUGUGGACCUAAAGACCUACUUCAGCGUGAAGAACCUGUCGUGGAAGGACCUCGUGGUGCUGUCAGGGAGCCACACGAUCGGGAGGGCGCAGUGCGCCGCGUUCGCGCCGGACCGGCUCUACAACAACAGCGGCAAAGGGGUGCAGGACCCGACGCUGGACAAGGCGUACGCCCCGGAGCUGCGGGAGAGGUGCGAGCCAGGCAACAAGAAGGACGAAACGCUGGUGGACAUGGACCCCAAGAGCCCCUACGAGUUCGACCUCAGCUACUACCGGGACUUGUACAGCAACAGGGCCCUGUUCGUCUCCGACCAGGCGCUGCUCGACGACAAGUGGACGAGAGACUACGUGGCGAGGAUGGCGGCGGCGGAGUCGACGGAGGAGUACUUCAGGGACUACGCCGCCGCCAUGAUCAACAUGGGCAGGAUGGAGGUGCUCACCGGAGCCGACGGGGAGAUCAGGAAAAUCUGCAGCGCGUACGUUGACUAAUCGAGCCGGCGGUUGGUCGAUGCGAGUUGGUGCAAGUGCCUCCAUCGGUCGUCAUGUGGACGGGGUCACGACGGCCGGCGUGGCCGCCAGCCGCAAGGCACUUGCAUUAUUCUAGGGGUGGUUAGAGAAUUGACACCGCCACGCGGCGAAUCUUCCUGUGUUUGUAUGUAAAAAGUCGUCUCUUUGUUCUUUACACCGAAUGCCCUUUGAGAUUUAGCGAGCUGUAAUUAUAUUUUUUUUGAGUCAAUUACACUGGUCGUGUUA